Drosophila persimilis is the source of this 1874-nucleotide messenger RNA. RefSeq lists its product as uncharacterized. The transcript has a single exon. Gene Ontology annotation, molecular function: phosphatase binding. The record is from RefSeq and is a predicted model, not a curated record. Gene Ontology annotation, biological process: negative regulation of phosphatase activity. The coding region runs from base 77 to 1546 and encodes 489 amino acids. NCBI's taxonomy places the organism in Eukaryota, Metazoa, Arthropoda, Insecta, Diptera, Drosophilidae.
AAUUCUCCACACAAUUCAGAGACACAACACGUACAAGUGACACAACUCCUUCCGUAAUCGUAAUUUUCGGCUUGCGAUGAAGCGCGUCCACGUGGAUAACUAUGCGCCCAAGUACUACAGCGGCAAGUGGUCGUGGGACUCGAAGAAGGACGCCCUACACUUUGAGCCGCACAACGAUCUGUCGGAUGCCAGGGAGCGAUACAUCACCACGAAUACCCACAAGUUUAUGCGCACCAUAAACCAGGAGGAGGAGCUGAUCUUUCGCCAGGAGUUCGUUCGGUCUGAGAGUAGCUUCGAUAAUGACACAGUCGUGAUAUACGAUAUACGCGAUCUGGUGCUGUUUCUGAUGCCGACUGAGUUCCUAACUUACAAAUUUGUCGAGUUCAUGCACAAGCCGGCUGUGUAUCGACUGCUCCAUUCGCUGACCAUCUACUUUGAGUACUACCUCCGGAUGGUGGAGUUCGUACUGAUACGACGGGAUGAGCUCUCUGGCCAAAUGGCCCAGAUUCAGAGCGAGCAAACGAAUGAUAUGAAGCGGGUAUUCUCUGUAUAUUUGAGUCAAUAUCGGAUGCUGGUGGCCCGCAACUACAGUGUGAUCAUCAAGGGCGAGGGCGACAUGGGGAAGUACUACCACAUGAAGGAGAUCGUCAACAUUUCGGCCACCAUUUGGGACAAGAACUUCCACGAGCAGUUCCUCGCAUGCAGCACUCAGAUCGUGUGGAUUGCGAUGCAUCGCAGGGCCUACAAUGUCAUCGAAAUGGAGAUGAAUCGGCUGUUUCGCUCCGAGCACUUUGUCACGAGUCGUCCGGAGUAUCUGAGCUUCACACCGGCGGAGCGGAGUCUUCUGUAUGGCCGCAACAGCAAGAUCGUCAAUUAUCGCACUCAGGUGUCGCCCCUCAUCCAGGAGCUGCAGCACAUUCAGGCGGAGGACCUGCCCAUUCUGUGGAUUGGGGAGCGCAAGUAUCGUGGCACUGACAUUCGCAUCAUGGAGAUGGAGCUGGAGUACAUUGUGCCGGGACCCCAGUUGCGUCUAAUCGACGUGGCCCAUGGUAUUUUGGGGCAUCCCAAGAAACUCUACAACACCCUCCUGGAGCUCGAUUGGCCCUCUGUGCGCUACUCGAACUUCUCCAAGCAUCACGACCCGUAUCACAUCAUUAGGCAGCCCCAUUUAGACAUCCCAAAGAUAGAUGCUAUGAAGAUGCGCCAAAUGACCGAGCAAUAUGAGCACUUCUACGAAAUCCACAACCUAUUCGAGACGUGCCAUCGCCAGGUGAUCUUCAAAUGGCUGCGUCGCGAGAAGAUCAUCAAGUUCUAUCGCUCUGGGGGUCUGCUCACGAACAUCGUCUCGCGCUGCGAGAAGGAGCUGGCCACCACUGCGCAUGGACCCCGCGUGGAUCAGAUAAUCGCCAAUUACUUCAAGGUCAAGAGCCGCCUGCGCAAGGAAGCGCAAAGCAGAGAAGGAGAUGAUGACACCGUGGCUUCCGGCCGCAUCGGAAAUAAUUCGCCCAAAGAAAAGAACCAGGUCGCGGAUAUGUUUUACGAUUAACAUUAACCUGAUUCGGGCAUCAGGGUUUCUUUGAGUUUAGUUUCAAAUUAUUUGUUAUUCAGAAAAGGGAAGAACUUUUAGUUUCGAACCAAAAAUGAUCAAAAAUAUGUCGGCUGUUAUCCCAACGAUUUCCGUUCCCAGAAGUCUUGGCAUCUGAUUCCAUAUCGUUUUAAAAGCCAUUAUUUUUUCCCAUCCUUAAGCUCCAGCCCAUUUGCCGCAAAGAUUAACGAAAUCCUAUAAAAAAGUUGUAUACAAUUUUAGAUUAUAGUAAAGUAUUAAAUCCACACCAAGAUCCAAUAAUGGCUAGAUCUGAUCAUAUAUGUAUGAA